Molecule: messenger RNA, 3169 nt
Organism: Cervus elaphus (red deer)
Lineage: Eukaryota; Metazoa; Chordata; Mammalia; Artiodactyla; Cervidae
Gene: WNT7A
Product: Wnt family member 7A
Exons: 4
Coding region: 298-1347 (349 amino acids)
Biological process (GO): cell fate commitment; canonical Wnt signaling pathway; multicellular organism development
Cellular component (GO): extracellular region
Molecular function (GO): cytokine activity; frizzled binding
Source: RefSeq, a predicted model, not a curated record
CGGGGGCGGGCGGCUGCAGCGCCCCCGCACGCCCCGCGCCUCGCACACUCGCCCCGGCCGCUCGCGCGCAGCCCGGCGUCGCCCCGCGCCGCGCUCGCUCCUCCCUCCUCCCCGGGGCUCGGUGGCUCCCGCGCUCCCGGCGAGGCUCCGGCGCCGAGCGCGCGGACGGGCGCACGACAGACGGCCUCGGGAAGCCUCGGCCCGCUCCUCCAGGGCGGGCUAUGUGGAUUGCCCCGCCAGGGCCGGCCCGCGGGAUCAGCCCGGCCCGGCCCGCGGCCCCGGCGGCCAGCGGGGACUAUGAACCGGAAAGCGCGGCGCUGCCUGGGCCACCUCUUUCUCAGCCUGGGCAUGGUCUACCUCCGGAUCGGCGGCUUCUCCUCGGUGGUAGCUCUGGGCGCAAGCAUCAUCUGUAACAAGAUCCCAGGCCUGGCUCCCAGACAGCGGGCGAUCUGCCAGAGCCGGCCCGACGCCAUCAUCGUCAUAGGAGAAGGCUCACAAAUGGGCCUGGACGAGUGUCAGUUUCAAUUCCGCAAUGGCCGCUGGAACUGCUCGGCGCUGGGGGAGCGCACCGUCUUCGGCAAGGAGCUCAAAGUGGGGAGCCGGGAGGCCGCCUUCACCUACGCCAUCAUCGCCGCAGGCGUGGCCCACGCCAUCACGGCAGCCUGCACCCAGGGCAACCUGAGCGACUGCGGCUGCGACAAGGAGAAGCAGGGCCAGUACCACCGGGACGAGGGCUGGAAGUGGGGCGGCUGCUCUGCCGACAUCCGCUACGGCAUCGGCUUCGCCAAGGUCUUUGUGGAUGCCCGGGAGAUCAAGCAGAAUGCCCGGACUCUCAUGAACUUACACAAUAACGAGGCAGGCCGAAAGAUCCUGGAGGAGAACAUGAAGCUGGAGUGUAAGUGCCACGGCGUGUCGGGCUCCUGCACCACCAAGACCUGCUGGACCACGCUGCCGCAGUUCCGCGAGCUGGGCUACGUGCUCAAGGACAAGUACAACGAGGCGGUCCACGUGGAGCCCGUGCGCGCCAGCCGCAACAAGCGGCCCACCUUCCUCAAGAUCAAGAAGCCGCUGUCCUACCGCAAGCCCAUGGACACCGACCUGGUGUACAUCGAGAAGUCGCCCAACUACUGCGAGGAGGAUCCGGUGACGGGCAGCGUGGGCACGCAGGGCCGCGCCUGCAACAAGACGGCGCCCCAGGCCAGCGGCUGCGACCUCAUGUGCUGCGGCCGCGGCUACAACACGCACCAGUACGCUCGCGUGUGGCAGUGCAACUGCAAAUUCCACUGGUGCUGCUACGUGAAGUGCAACACGUGCAGUGAGCGCACCGAGGUCUACACGUGCAAGUGAGCGGGCGCCCGGCCUCCGCGCCGCUGCUGAGCUGGUCUUGUCUGCUGUGGGGGGGGGUUGCCCCUGCCGGUGGAGGGGGGGGCGGGGGACCCCUCCCGGGCCCCGAGUCGCCAUCCAUGCCGCACCCAGACGCCGCCCUCGGCCGGAGCAGAGCCAGAAGCACCGGACCCCGGGGGCCUCGACAGUAAUAGCAAUAUUUAACAAUUUAUUCUGAUAUAAAAAAAUAAUAUUAAUUUAUUUAAUUAAACAAGAACCCUUCCACCUCGUCGGGAUCCGUUUUCUGCAAUCAACGUGGACCGCUGGCUUUCCCUGUGGGAUGAUGGUUCUGCCGCUAGAACAAGGAGUGGAAUAGAACUGUACAUAGUGAUUCUUCAGGCAGAUCUUUUUCCUAGCUGAUUUCGCGAGGACCCCCUUGCCGCACUAGAUGUUCAAGGGCAAGGGCAGACAUCCUUUCUGUGUGUAUAUAGAUACACACACACACACAUAUAUUUUUUGCUGUUUGCUGCUAAUUCUCCAGAGAUUUAAGCUGGCCUGGAACUGGGAGACGUUUUCUAGAAUACGGUUCCCAGCCUAUAGUCCUCCCCAGCUCAAACCUCCCCAUUAGAAAAGUCCAGUUUGGAACAGAGAGAGAGAGAGAGAGGAAAGGUAAUGCUCAAACCCCCAGCUGUUCCCACCUUCUGGAAAGUGAGCCACUGGAUAAGAGAGAAUAUUUUGUUAGAGACUAUUUUUAUAUGAAUAUUUUAUUUAUAUUGAGUCUGCCUGUAUCAUUCCACGACCUGUGCUCCUUCUUAAUCCCGGUACUCCCUUUGGGGUAAGGAGGGGCCAGGCCUGGGUGUGGGGUCAGGCCCCACGGAGACCCUGACUCACACAGCUGGGCUCUCCAGCCCUGCUGGCCAAGUGGGCAGGAGCGGCCCCAGACGCCUGGGCCGUGCAGUCAGCGGUUUCCCCGAGGAGGAGGCAGGGCCCUGGCCCUGGCUCGUUGAGCUCCGGCCUUUUGAGCAGGGCCCCCUAGUUGUGACCUCGAGAGGAGCCAUGUGGAGGGUAGGCUCGUGUCCUGGGCCCCACGUGGCUGUCACAGAGACACGUCAUGACCGCCUGGCAGAAGCCAGCUAAGGGAGCCCGCUCCUCCUCAGGACACCCUGCCACUGCUGGGCGUCCUCUGUUACGGGGCAGCAGAGCUGGGUGAGGGGCUCCCUCGAGCAGCAGGGCUUCCUGGAUGGCACAGCCCCAGGGCUCAGAGAGGUGUGGAUGAGGCCUCUUCACUGGGUCCACCGACGUCCGGUGCCUCUGAACCUGGAAGUCUCUCCUCCAGGAGGGUGUGGGUGUUCUAAUGCGUGUCUGUUUGCAUUUCCCUGUGUGUGUGUGUGUGUGUGAGAGAGAGAGAGAGACACUUUAGGGAUCCUCAGCACUAUCGUGUGACCGCCCCCUCGAGCCCCUUCUGGGUGCUGACGUGUACGUCUAGUGCGCUCCUGCAUGUACAUGGCUAUCUGUGCAUCUCUCUCCACGUGCCUGGGAGAUUCAGGGUGCUGUGUGCCUGUUGAUCUGCUGUGGUCCCAGGGGUGUCUGCUUAUGGGUGAGGGCUUGUGGUGUGAAGCAGGUUGCUGGGACCUUUGGCGAUUGUGAUGAGCCACCAAGAAGAGAUGGCAUCUCUGAACUCUGUGCCCGCAGACACUGGUGAAACUCAGAUACCUCUGAGACAACAGUCCCCUGGCCCCACACACUGGGAGCCCCUCAGUGUCUCCAGGCAGUGUCAGACUCCCCAGUGUUAGCACCGGGCCUGGGUCACAGCAUGGACAAAUAAAAUGACUGGACAGUGGCUUGA